AAAAGUUAUGAGCGUGUAAAGUUUGACACUUUUAGUGCAUUUGCUACGUUACUGCGACGCCAUAUUGGCUUCUUGUCCAAUGAACGGUGUCGCUAGCAGCAGACUGAACCACGUGGGUGACGACCGUUUUAGCGGGCGAAAUCAAAUGUUUUAGUACAUUUGUUUUGCAGAUGUUACACUUUUUAUCUUUUCAAUUGUUUUGCAGCCUACAGUUCAAAGGAAGAGGCAAUUACUUGGGCGCAAAACCAAGGCUUAUUACGCACAAGUAAGAUGUGUCCCAAACACCGCAAGCCCAUGAAAUUGUACCGGGAAACCGAACAUGGACUUGGUCGGUUUCGGUGUCCAGCAUAUCCCGGGGGCCGUAAAUGCAAACAAUACGCAGCCACGGUAGAUUCAUUUUUUGAGGACAUUCGCUUGCCUUUACAUAAAGCGAUCACACUGAUUUACUGCUUCACACGUGAUUUCUCGUAUGAUUAUACGGCACACGAAUUGGCCGAUUUCGCGCUGGGGGAGGAAGCUACCACGACGUCGCCCUCGACAAUAGCGGCGUGGUAUCAUUAUUGCCGCGAAAUGAUAACCGACCAAUUUAUAAAAAUUCAAGCGGGUCAACCGAAAUUGGGUGGUAUCUCGGAGUCUGGUUCUCCGAUCGUUGUUCAGAUUGACGAAGCAAAGUUCGGGAAGCGUAAAUACAAUCGCGGUCGUGUAGUGGAAGGACACUGGGUUCUGGGGAUUGUCGACACCGAAACAAAUGAUUGCAGAAUGAUAGUUGUCGCAAAUCGUGAAGCCCAGACAUUAAUAUCCAUUAUAAAAGAGCAUGUCGCUAUGGGCAGCGAAAUCCAUACUGACAGUUUCAAAAGUUACGCGGGGCUAGCUGCAGAGGGCUUCGUACAUAGAACAGUGAAUCAUAGCAUCGAGUUUGUGAGUACUGACGGAACUCACACGCAAAAAAUUGAAUCCACUUGGCGGCCGGCAAAAGAUUGGAUGAGAGGAAGGGGGCGAUUUCAUGAUAGCGAAUUUGCCGACCGCUUAUGUGAAUAUUUGUGGAGGCGGUUUUGUCGUCACCAUAAAGUAGAUUUAUUUGGUUCUAUGAUUGAGGCGAUUCGAAGCCAGUAUGUUUUCAAAUAAGAUACGUGUAACUUCUAAACCGCUGCAUUCCGACAAUUACAACUUGCAUUUUUGGAUUUCGCGUAUAAAAAGCUAUUAAAGUCAAAAAAAAAAACAAUCAUAUUUUUGUGUCCCCUAAAACGUAGUUCAAC
This is a messenger RNA of Osmia bicornis bicornis, 1256 nucleotides long. RefSeq lists its product as uncharacterized. The coding region runs from base 271 to 1125 and encodes 284 amino acids. The transcript is spliced from 6 exons. The record is from RefSeq and is a predicted model, not a curated record. NCBI's taxonomy places the organism in Eukaryota, Metazoa, Arthropoda, Insecta, Hymenoptera, Megachilidae.